CGGCAGAAAAAAAUUUUCGAGCAUUUCCAGAGAGGAGAUUGUGGCCUCCCUAAUUGCUAGCUCUGGAGAUUCGCAUCAACAAGAGAAGUCAGCCUUAUUUAUCAACCUUCUCUUUACUUCCAUUAGCUAGUUAAGAAAUUUACAGACACAACCAUCACAAGAAAUACAAUGGAACAGCUCUGGAAGUUAAACUGCUGGACAAGCAUCACACGGGAGAAAUAUGAAGAGUAAAAUCGGUGCAGUCGUCUUGCAGCUGUGUGGUGCUGACCGAGUUCCGGAGCUGCCCACACUGAAUCUCAGCCAGCAGAAUGCUCGCCAGCAAGCGUUCCUCUAUAACUGCUCUGCUAACUUUCUGAAGUGACAGUGUUGAUAAUAUGAGGGAAGGUCACACUGAUGUUUAUAUCGGCUCAAAGGAACUGUCCGCUGGUACAUCAAUUUUCUUCAAGGAAUUCUGCUAUUGCUCUGUCUUUCCCUGUGACUGAGGCCUUUGGCAUUGCAGUAUGCUAUCGGCGGCCUUAAUUACUUUGGCCAGAAGUGGCGGGAACCAGGUGAAGAAAAGAGUGUUGCUAAGCUCCGUCUUCCUGCAGGACAACAGGCAGGUGACUCCUGCCUGCUACAGCUCCACCACCGAGCCCAGGUGUUCUCGAUUUGACCCCGAUGGAAGCGGGCAGCCAGCCACUUGGGACAACUUUGGGAUCUGGGAUAACCGCAUCGAUGAGCCAAUUCUGCUGCCACCUAGCAUCAAGUAUGGCAAGCCAAUCCCCAAAAUUAGCCUGGAGAACGUGGGCAGUGCCUCCCUCAUUGGCAAACGGAAAGAAAAUGAAGAUCGGUUUGGGUUCGCACAGCUGACAGAGGAGGUGCUGUACUUUGCAGUAUACGACGGGCACGGGGGACCGGCAGCUGCUGACUUCUGUCACACGCACAUGGAAAAAUGUGUGACGGAUCUGCUUCCUCGGGAGAAAGACUUGGAAACAGUCCUGACCAUGGCCUUUCUAGAAAUUGAUAAAGCCUUUUCCAGUUAUGCCCACCUGUCUGCUGAUGCAAGCCUCCUGACCUCUGGGACUACUGCCACGGUAGCCUUGUUGCGAGAUGGUAUUGAACUGGUGGUAGCCAGUGUUGGAGACAGCCGGGCUCUUUUGUGUAGAAAAGGAAAACCCAUGAAGCUGACCACUGACCAUACCCCAGAAAGAAAGGAUGAGAAAGAAAGGAUCAAGAAAUGUGGUGGGUUUGUGUCUUGGAAUAGCUUGGGACAGCCCCAUGUAAACGGCAGACUCGCAAUGACGAGGAGUAUUGGAGAUUUGGAUCUUAAACCCAGUGGCGUAAUUGCAGAGCCCGAGACAACGAGGAUUAAGCUCUACCAUGCGGAGGACAGCUUCCUGGUCCUCACCACAGAUGGGAUUAACUUCAUGGUGAAUAGUCAAGAGAUCUGUGACUUUGUCAACCAGUGCCAUGAUCCUAAUGAAGCAGCCCACGCGGUGACUGAACAGGCUCUACAGUAUGGUACCGAAGACAACAGCACUGCAAUCGUGGUGCCCUUUGGUGCCUGGGGAAAAUACAAGAACUCUGAGAUAAACUUCUCAUUCAGCAGAAGCUUUGCCUCCAGCGGGAGAUGGGCCUGAUCGCCAGCCUGGACUCAGGGUUCCUCUGCUGCAGGUGUCAGCGGGCAUAGCAAGAAACUGGUAAUACCCAGAAGGCCACCUGUCCCUGUGUGUCCCUGUGAACUGAUAGAUCCCAAUGCAGUGUAAGCUUACCAGCCAUGGGCACGGUAGUGUUUUCAUAAACCCUCAUCACUAUGUGCAACUGUACAUGCUCAGCGUAAGCCCCAUGACAAAGCUGUGAAGCCAUUGUGAGUCUCCACGCUGAGUGGGAGAGGAAGUGGUUUGGUACACUUGAUGAAUGGUAAAUCUAUGUGCUUUGUUUUGUGAUGCUAGAGAGUGAGUCUGGGGCUUUCAAAUCUUUAAGAUUACCAAGCAGAUCUGGCUUCUUUUUAAUGAGUUCGUUCUUUAUUCAGUUGGAUAGGUUUUUCUGAAUUUUGACAGCUAGUCAGUGCAUUAUCUUCAAUGUUUCUCUUUUCUUUCUCUCAGUGUUUAGCCCUGCACUCCUUGGUUCAGUCAGUUUUCCUACUUCGGUUUCCUGGGUACCUGGGACUCCAGGAUGCUCCAACUUACAAGUGUCUUUUUUUUGUUUGUUUAUUUUCAUUUUGAAUGUUUUAGAGACAAGCAUAGAUUUACUAAAGAAAAGUACUCCCAGGAGAUGCAGAAAUUCCAAGGGAGGAAUACCCACAAGUGUUAUUUUUUAAUAAAUGUUCCAAGGAGUCAAAAUGAAAAACUUUUCUGUUACUGUAUCUUGUACUCUGGACCAUUUAUUAGUAAACUUAACCCUGCAAACUUCUUCAGACAAAAGACAGGACUGAAGUGUAUCCGGAUUUGUAAAUAGCCCUCUUGUGUAUUUGAACUCUUUUUAGCCCCUUCCCCAUCCACUCCCAUUUUUCUGCAGUUAAAUGUGCCAUAUAGCUCCAACUGUUCCUUAAUGUCCCAAGGAAAAUGUACAGACUCCUUGAUCAAAACAUGUACAGGGAAACACGGACAGUGUUUCUGUUUCUUGA
This is a messenger RNA of Microtus oregoni (creeping vole), 2605 nucleotides long. RefSeq names its product protein phosphatase 1K, mitochondrial. Gene Ontology annotation, biological process: protein dephosphorylation. Lineage: Eukaryota; Metazoa; Chordata; Mammalia; Rodentia; Cricetidae. The coding region runs from base 501 to 1619 and encodes 372 amino acids. The record is from RefSeq and is a predicted model, not a curated record. Gene Ontology annotation, molecular function: cation binding; protein serine/threonine phosphatase activity. The transcript has 9 exons.